Molecule: messenger RNA, 3224 nt
Organism: Hyposmocoma kahamanoa
Lineage: Eukaryota; Metazoa; Arthropoda; Insecta; Lepidoptera; Cosmopterigidae
Product: zinc finger protein 771-like
Exons: 6
Coding region: 273-1370 (365 amino acids)
Cellular component (GO): nucleus
Source: RefSeq, a predicted model, not a curated record
CUUCUUCAGUCAGGUGCCAAGCGCCGAGCGCGACACACCGCGCUCGCAUUGCGACCCUUCGCCGCACACACAGCCUUCCGAUACACUACGUAUUUCUUCUAAAGUAAUGAACUUUUGAGGACCAAGUUUAUUUAUAUAAAAUGUAAUUAAAUACUUUUGGUGAUCUAUGAACUGAAUUAAUUAAGACGUAUUAUUGAAGGAUCAAAGCCAGUUUUUCGGGAGUGACGUCUUAAUAGUGUGAGGAAAAGCCGCAGCUUAUUUUCCGCACAAGGAUGUCGCGACACGUGCUCCUCUCGCGGCUGGCAGAGCAGUUCCAGGCGACGUCCCCGCCACCCGCGCACCGCUUCCCCUCUCCCGACCGUAGUGUGUCCCCGAAUUCUCCCACGUCUCCACGUUCUCCCCCACAAUCACCCGACUCCCUGCCACCUCAUCUGCUGCAAUUUGGCGAUCUUGAAAUAGCUGGAAGAGCUCUCAAACAGUACGCUAGAGCCACUGAACUGGGAGCUCUAAUGUAUUGUAGCGGCCUCGGCGCUUUGUACGGCGGUGCUGGUGUGUGGCCGCUGCUGCUGCCCAGGAACACGCCACAGUUCGCCAGGCCAUCAAUCGAAGCGACCAGGCAUACACCGCCUAGAGAAGAUGACGAAGAGUUACCGCUAAAUUUGUCAACUAAAAAUCGCCAAAUAUGGUCACCGGGAAGUGCAUGCGAGCGCGAGAAGAGUGACGCAGGCGCAGAGUCCCCAGUAUCACGUUGGGAAGACCAGGACGAUUUAGAUGCGCCACUGGAACUGGUGAAGAGGUGCCCCAGCAUUGCUGAUACUGACCGCCCUUUAAGUGCAGAACUACAGCGCUGCCCGUCCGCACCUGCGCAUCCUACGUUUCCACCACCUCCUCCGCCAGUUGAUCUCAACUUCUCACUAAUAUUGAAGAACGAAAAUAGAAAUGAAAAGUCCUUUCAGUGCAAGCAAUGUGGCAAGUGCUUCAAACGCUCGAGUACACUGUCAACACAUCUGCUUAUACACUCGGAUACUAGGCCCUAUCCCUGCCAGUACUGCGGAAAGCGGUUCCACCAGAAGUCCGACAUGAAGAAACACACCUAUAUACAUACAGGAGAGAAGCCGCACAAAUGUGUGGUGUGUUCGAAAGCGUUCAGCCAGAGCUCAAACCUCAUCACACAUAUGCGCAAGCACACCGGGUACAAGCCCUUCUCGUGCGGACUCUGCGACAAAGCGUUCCAGCGCAAAGUAGACUUGCGUCGCCAUCGCGACUCGCAACACUCGGACGCUGCUGAAGCCCCGCUUUCCAUGCCCCCGCUUCGCUACCGCUACUAUAGAGACGAAGCGGCGCCUUUGGCUCCACUCGUCACUAAUUGAUCAUCAUAAUCAAUAAUUCAAGAGCACGUUUUUAACUUUUAUGUUAAACACUUCUGUUACAAGAGGUAUCUACAUGAUGAAUUUGGAACAAAUUGAGUACGUAUUACCUAGUUACCAACAUUUUAAGCAUGUUGAAUUCAUAAAAUAAUAUUGUAUGUAUGCAUAAAAAUUCAAGUUAUUAGCCAAAGAAUUUUCAUUGUAAAAAAGUACAAAAAAUGUGGUCAUUUAUAAAACAAAUGUUGUGUGGGUAUUUACACACUCGCGAAGCCUUUAAAAAUAGAAGUCUGUGGAUUAGGAGUAGGAAGGAGCUAAGUAUUUUAGAAAUCUAACCAUGUUAUACAAUGUAAAUAAAUAUGUGAACAAUGAGUGUUACCUAACACAGUGCCUUAUAGACGAUAUUUGUCUAUGAAACGUAUUUGCACUAAAGCACACUUAAAUGAAUAUUAUCUAUUAACGUGGAUCGAUCGGUAUAAUCAUUAUAUUUUUGUGUAAAAUUUUUUGUUUUAUUAUAAGAAAGUCAAACCGCACCUGGAUCCGUCCGUUUAUAUAGUGAUGUCUGACAUGUAGGCAAUUGAUAUUUAUUUAUAAGAUUUUUGGGACAAGAUGCCUGUAUGACAGAAACCGGUUAACGGUAUUACUACCUACAUAGUUUUAGGUUUAUAAUGUAUAAGGAUAGUCUAAUGCAAACCAAAGUAAAGUGUCUUAUUUAGUCGAGUGUGAAACGCUUUAUUUAAUUUAUAUAAAAUAUUGACCAAUAAUAUUAAAGUACUUUUGUUUUUGAUGUCUAAUUAAUUUUAAUUCGUGUGACUAGCAUAUACCUGCUUAGAUUAUUAAAGCAUUUUUUGCAUUAAUGUAUAUAAACAUAGUAUAUAUACUAUAUACUUAGUAUUUCAGUUGAAUGUAGUAUCACCCGGUACAUUGUACUACUUAUUAUAUUAUGUACCAGCUAACAUGAAAAGACUGUGUUACCACUUUUUGCCUACCAGUAAUCAAAAUGUCAUAUUACUACCCUUAUAUAUAAUUUUCUGACUUCGUACAACUAGUGAAGAACAGUACUUACAGUACGUAAUGCACACGGCGUAUUUUUUACUCACGGACAACGGUCGCAGCCAGUAAAUUUUUGAGCAACUUCGGCGCCGUAAACGCGUUGUUCAUGACACGCGUGUUGUCCGCGCGUAAAAAAUUAUACAAGAGUAAAAUAUAUCAAUACAUUUUUCUUCUAUCAUCAGAAAAGAGCCAUGUCUUAAUCGUGUUCAAUUAUAGUGAUUGCUUGAAACUUACCGAUUAGUAAUAAGUAUAAAUAGUUACUUUUUGUCCGUAAUUUAUAAAAUGAUAGUUUUGUUUAAGUACUACGUGAAUAUACCUUCGGGAACUUUGUCAACAAUAAAAACAUGUGGGAGCUUACUAAGGAAACUUUGACUAUUUGUGGAAGAGUCCAACGGCUAGAACACCAAAGAGUACAGCUAUGAUUGUAAACGUAUACUUACCGCUUUUGUGUGACAUGUUUAUCCAAAAUGAGAAAUCGCAUUUUAUAGAUACCCCCACAUCACUUAAUUUUAUCGCGCAAGUCUCACGUCACUUAUUAAUUUAAGUAGUACCCGUAGGCGACAUUCUUGAAAAUGCGAUCUCUAUAGUGACUGAACUAGAUAAUAAACGACAUAACUACUUGUUAGUGUUCUGUAGUAUUGAACAUGUAUUUAGAGAAGUGCAUUUCCUGACCGUACUCGUCUAACGGUGAAACCGUUUCAGCCAUGCAAGACAUGAAAACUGUAUUUUGUUUAUAAGCAAAUGUAAAAUAUAAAACAUGGACCAUUUUGACGGUUAAAAAGUUUCGUCAAGUCAGUAGUUAAGUUU